AUGUCCGGAACUACCCACACCCACGACCGGGACCCGGGUCAAACGGGCCUUGCGCCGAGACCUGGCUCGGCCUCGAGCCGUAGUCCGAGCCCCGCUCCGAAAGCCAAGCCUCUUUUUCGAUCAGUACCUUUCCAGAUUCUCGUCGCUUGUGGCGUAUCCUUCACAGCCCCUGGCAUGUGGGAUGCCCUGGGCGGGCUCGGGGCCGGUGGCGCCGCUGAGCCAUAUGCUGUAAGCGCAGCCAACGCUCUUGUCUAUGGCCUAUUCGCGGUCGUCUGUGUCGCUGCAGGCGCCAUCAACAAUCGUAUCGGUCUGCCAUAUGGGUUAGCUCUGGGUGCCAUAGGCUACCCGCUCUACGGCGCCGGCUUGUAUACGAAUAACGUCAGUGCCAACACUUGGUUUAUGUUGUUUGGCAGCGCCCUUUGCGGCAUCUCUGCUGGAUUUUUCUGGGCAGCUGAGGCCGCCAUCAUCAUUGGCUAUCCAUCCCCUGGAGACCGAGCAUUCUAUCUCGCUAUCUGGCAAACAGCCAAGGCUGCAGGUCCCAUCGUGGGCGGUGCCAUCAACCUGGGUUUGAAUGCAAACCGGAAGACCACGGGAUCCGUCUCGUCAUCAACUUACAUCGUUUUCAUUGUCAUCAUGUGCCUUGGUCUUCCCAUUGCGCUGUGUUUAUCACCUGCUGACAAGGUCUGGCGCAAAGACGGAACCGUCAUCUCAACACCGAGAGCUCCGACAUGGGGGGCAGAGUUCAAGGCCGUCGGGAAGCUGUUCACCAGCCGCAGGAUCUUGCUACUACUGCCAGCCUUCUUCAUAAGCUACUUCUAUAACGGUUUCAUGAGCACUUGGCUCGCGACCUAUUUCACCGUGCGCUCGAGGGCGUUUUCGAGUUUCUUCACCAACUUUGCGGGCAUCUUCAGCUCCUUCAUGAUCGCCGCGCUGUUGGACAACCAGAGGAUCCAUAUCAAGAGCCGUGGCCGUAUCGCAUUUGUUUCCAUUGUCUUUGUUCUUGUGGGCACAUGGAUAUGGGCUACAGUACUACAGAAGCAGAUAUACGACGCAAGUGAGCCGCCUGCUUAUGACUGGUUUCAGGGGGGAUUCGGAAAGAGCUAUGCCCUCGUUUUCUUCUGGCAAUUUGGUGGCCAGGCCUUUCAACAAUUCUUAUACUGGCUCGUCGGCCAGUAUGCGACAGAUCUUUCAGACUUGAGUCGUCACACUGGCAUUCUAAGAGGUACAGAGGCCUUGGGUCAAACUGUUGCCUGGGCUAUGCAAUCCGAAGGCAACGCCAACCACUUUGUUAGCAUUGGUCUCAACUUUGGCAUAACAGUUCUCUGCGUCUUUCCCACCUGGCUGGUGCUGUCUGCACUGGAAGGAAGCCACGAGGAGAGAAAGACUAGCCCCGAACGCCCCAUAGAUGAUAUUGAAGAGGAGGAUAUUGGAACAAAGGCAGCGGCCAAGUAA
Colletotrichum godetiae is the source of this 1452-nucleotide messenger RNA. Its product is annotated as major facilitator superfamily domain-containing protein. Bases 1 to 1452 code for a protein of 483 amino acids. The record is from RefSeq and is a predicted model, not a curated record. The transcript is spliced from 3 exons. Gene Ontology annotation, biological process: transmembrane transport. Lineage: Eukaryota; Fungi; Ascomycota; Sordariomycetes; Glomerellales; Glomerellaceae. Gene Ontology annotation, molecular function: transmembrane transporter activity.